Molecule: messenger RNA, 504 nt
Organism: Marasmius oreades (fairy-ring Marasmius)
Lineage: Eukaryota; Fungi; Basidiomycota; Agaricomycetes; Agaricales; Marasmiaceae
Exons: 2
Coding region: 1-504 (167 amino acids)
Source: RefSeq, a predicted model, not a curated record
AUGCCUCCUCGUGCUAAGAAAAAGAAGAACAUCAGCUCAACAAAUCAACACGAUGAUAAGACCAAUACGCACUCACACGCCCAAACGAGAAGUGGUGUGGCUGCAUCAAAAGCGACCACAUCUCAACCUGUCGCUCCCACCACUGGUUACACAGAAGACGAUUACGAUCUGAAGACAGCCAAUGGCGAAAAUUUGCAACGUACCCGAACGUCCUUACCGCGUACACAUAAAAACAUUGACCCAGCAGAACCAGAUCGCCCCCGCCCCAGACGAUCUUCUGCAGAAGUCCAGGCAGAAAAGGUUGUGGAGGAAAGGAAGAAGCUAAAGAAGAUGAAAGAAAUACAGGCAAAGGAGGACGAAUUGGAGAGGCUGAAGUCUAUGCUACGUGAACAGCAGAUAGUGAGGGAACGGAAGGCAAGAACGAGGGCUUAUGAUUUGCCACAAGUCCCCGAAGAGAUGGAGAAUGAGGGAUAUGGACCUGAAGUAAACCUGGGGGGAGAAUGA